This is a messenger RNA of Debaryomyces hansenii CBS767, 11376 nucleotides long. It is a transcript of the gene TRA1, whose product is annotated as histone acetyltransferase. The record is from RefSeq and is a predicted model, not a curated record. Gene Ontology annotation, molecular function: protein binding; transcription coregulator activity. Gene Ontology annotation, cellular component: NuA4 histone acetyltransferase complex; nucleus; SAGA complex. Lineage: Eukaryota; Fungi; Ascomycota; Pichiomycetes; Serinales; Debaryomycetaceae. Gene Ontology annotation, biological process: DNA repair; regulation of DNA-templated transcription. The transcript has a single exon. The coding region runs from base 1 to 11376 and encodes 3791 amino acids.
AUGGCAUAUAAAGUACAGCUUGACACAUUUGUGUCUAGGCUCAAUGAUAAUGCUGACUACAAGACGGCCCAUUCAGUUUUAUCGGAGCUUUUGGAUAUGAUCGAAACGUUCAACGGAGCGGCCGAAUAUGAGUACUUUUUGUCGAACUUGGUACCAAUUUUCAUUAAGAACUUGAAGGAGGUGCCGAUUUCGUUUACCAGUCAAUCGCCAGAACACAAGUUAAGGAAUUCGAUAUUGGAGAUCAUACACCGGUCGAUUAUGAACGAAACAUUCCAGCCGUACUCGGAGCAGAUAUUAGAUGCUUUGACCACGAUAUUAGUUGAUGAAAAUGAGGACAAUGGUGUGUUAUGUAUGAAGAUUAUCACUAGUUUGCACAAGGCAUACAAGAAUAAUUUGGGAGAAAAAGUACAACCGUUUGUGGAAAUCAUCAAUGAUAUUUAUGAUAAUAUGGACCUGACGGUCCAAGAGACUUUUGGUGCCAACCAACAAAAAGAAUCAGUUGAAGAAUCGGCCAAGGAGAUGUCUCCACCUUCAUUCAACGAGGAGAAUUCAUCAAAGACAUUGAGUAAAGCGAUGUUUUCAUUUAAAACAUUGGCAGAAUGCCCAAUAACGAUGGUUUCGUUAUACUCAUCGUACAAGAAUCUCGUCCAAUCGUCAUUACCUACAUUCUUGCCGAAGAUUAUGAAUAUCUUGACUUUACAAGUGGAACAACAAAAAUCCUAUCGUGAAGAAUCUGCAAAGGAGAAUAAGACCACCACUUCAAUAUCGCCCGAUAUUACAAACAGACAAGCAUAUAGCGAUUUCAUUUUAGGACAAGUUAAGGCUGCAUCUUUCUUAGCCUAUGUGUUCAUUAGGGGUUACGCUAAUCAGCAUUUGAGCGAAGACCAAUCCAAGAUCGUUCCAGAUGUGAUAUUGAGACUUUUACAGGAUUGCCCAGCUGAAUUAUCGGUAGCACGUAAGGAAUUAUUACACGCAACAAGACAUAUAUUAUCAACUCCAUUCCGUUCUCAGUUUAUACCUACUAUUGAAAUGUUAUUCGAUGAGAAGAUAUUGAUUGGUGAUGGAUUGACAUCAUUUGAAACGUUAAGACCAUUAGCAUAUUCAACAGUGGCAGACUUUAUUCAUAACGUGAGAAACGAAUUAACACCUAAACAAAUCUGGUCCACCGUAAGAAUAUAUUGCAAUUUAUUAAAAGAUGACUCGUUAGCUCUAACAGUGCAAAUUAUGAGUGCUAAAUUGCUACUUAAUUUAGUGGAGCGUAUCAUGAAAUUACCAAAUAAAUUAGAAGGAAGACAAUUAUUUAUGAUUAUAAUUGACGCUUACGCAAAAAGAUUUCAAAGUUUAAACAGAAAGUACUCUUACAUCAUUCAUAAGCACGGUGAGUUUGAAAGGAAGAGGAAAUUGAAGGAAAAAGAAUCUAGAAAAGCUAUUAGCAAAUAUUCUUCAAAGAAUGUGGAUAUUUUGGAAACAAAGAAAAUAGAAUUAAUUCAAGAAUCAAUGAAAGAAGAAAAUGAAAAUGACAACCAAACCGACAUGGAAGAUAUUGAAAUGGAAGAUGCUGAAAGUGAGGACAAGGAACAAGCAAGCGAAGAUGAAUCGAAAUCUGAAUUGGACGUUUUCUUAGACGUUUUCAGCAUUGACGAACAUUCACCUAUUUCUUCGUCUCCUCUUAAUAAUAACUCUGAUUUGUUAAAGGACGCACGUUAUUUAUUCCGUACGUUGAUGACCUUUUUAAAGUCAGUAAUAUUUGGAUUGAAGAAUUGUAAUCCACCUGUUCCACCACAACCCUCUCAGUCAGACACUAAGAAUCCUGGUCAAGUUAUUAACUAUGAUAAAUGGAAUGAUUCAGCUAAACUUACGUCCUUUGAAGAAGUGAACAUUUUGCGCAAUUUGUUUAGAGGUGGUAUAAGUUGCUUGAGAUUUUUUUCAGUUUCUAAGCCCAAACCAAACGUGCCUCAAGCUAAAGCAUUUGACUGGUCAACUGGUGGUCCGAAUUUACCUAUAACAUCAUCUAAAGAAGAGAAAGACUUAAUGGAAAUUUUCGCAACUAUCUUCAUUCACAUAGAUCCUGCAUCGUUUAAUGAAAUAGUUAAUUUUGAAUUACCUUUCAUGUUUGAUUCUAUGCUUGAAAAUGCCGCUCUACUUCAUUUACCUCAAUUCUUUUUGGCUAGUGAGAUAACUUCUGCCAACUUUUCAGGCAUUUUAAUUUCAUUUUUAAAGUCAAAAUUAGAUCAAUUAGAUAAAGUCGAGUUAGCGAAAUCCAACAUAUUGAUAAGAUUAUUUAAGCUAUGCUUCAUGUCUGUGAAUUUGUUUCCUACCGCAAAUGAAAGUGUUAUUUUACCGCAUUUAAAUUAUUUGAUUUUAGAAUCAUUAAAGUUGGCAACGAAAGCUGACGAACCAAUAGUAUAUUCUUAUUUGGUUAGAAUAUUAUUCAGAAGUAUUAGUGGUGGUAGGUUUGAAAACUUAUAUAAAGAGAUAAUGCCUAUCUUGCCAGUAUUACUAGAAAGCUUGAAUAAGAUGAUUGCUAACUCUCGCCGGCCUUAUGAGCGCGAUAUAUAUGUUGAGUUGUGUUUGACUGUACCAGUUCGUCUUUCGGUGCUAGUUCCACAUCUAAACUAUUUAACUAGGCCAUUGGUUUACGCGCUUAAUGGAUCACAAGAAUUAGUCAGCCAAGGUUUACGUACAUUUGAAUUAUGCGUUGAUAAUUUGACGGCCGAGUAUUUUGAUCCAAUCAUCGAGCCAGUAAUUGAUGAGAUUAUGGCAGCAUUAUGGAAACAUUUGGAGCCAGUACCAUAUCAUCAUCAACAUUCCCACACAGCUAUUAGGAUUUUAGGUAAGCUAGGUGGCAGAAAUCAUAAGAAUUUUAAACCAUGUAAUAGUUUGAUUACUCAAUCAGAAUUAGAUCAAGAAAUAAAAGCACUCUUCAAAAUUUACGGAUUACAGGGUGAAGUACCAGUUUCAAUAACACCUGGAGUGGAAUCUGCGAUAAAAUUAUUAGAAGAUCCAAGGUUAAAAGUUCAUUAUCGUAUUAGUGCAUUUAAGUAUUUGUCUGGAAUUUUAAAGUUAUUUAUAGAUACGACGCCUAUCCCAGAAGACUAUUCCGUGUAUAUAUCUGAGUGUGUUGAGAAUUUAAAGCUGGAAAAAAUAGAACAAACUAUGGAUUUAGAAGAAUCCGGUAUAAAAGAUGGUGCUAAAUUAGACCGCCAACAGAAGCUAUUCUCCAGAUUACUAGAAAUCCUUUUCUUUUCAGUAUCAAUUCCAGAUCUUAAAGAAGAAGCUAGUGAAUUGAUAGAUGGUCUUACCACGCAUUUCACGUUAAUUUAUUUAGGUACAUCUGUGAUUGAUAAAGUGAAAAAAGAACGCGCAUUUUGCGUUAAUGAUAAUGAAGGAAAAGCAUAUAUUAAUGAGACAGCAUUCCUUAAUGCUUUAAAUUAUGCUUUAAGUUUCUGGGAUAAGGAUGUUAGAUCUAAGGGGAUAGAGACUAUUAGAAAUAUUUAUACGACAACCGUCACAAUCUUUGGUUCAGAUGAGAAUGCAUUAUAUUCUCCAAUAUUUCGUUCAAUGUUUUAUAGAUUCACUCAUUGCUGUUAUAAUGAAUUUUAUCACGCCAAAUUGGGUGGUAUUUUGGGACUUAAAACCAUGUUUGAGGACUUGGGUAUCGCCCCUAAAUGGUUCUUUAAACGCCAAUUUGAAUUAGUUCGUUCAAUCUUCUUUAUUCUAAGAGAUACACCAGAGACGGUAUCAUAUGAAGUACAUGACUUAGCAAAGAAUUUGGUCUUGAAGCUUUUACAUGAUUGCAAUGUCGACGUGCCUAAGGAAACCAUUUUAGAAAAACCAUUCCAGACUCUAGUUGGUGCAUUAGUAUAUGACUUAGCUAGUGCGAAUCCACUCGUCAGAGAAGUAUCUCAGUCUUCAUUAAAGGUAUUAUCCGAGACAACAUCUGUGUCAAUCGCUUCGAUCAUGGGGCCUUGCAAGCUGUUAUUAUUAACACCUAUUUUUGGCAAGCCAUUAAGAGCUUUACCAUUCCCUAUGCAGAUUGGUAAUAUAGAUGCAAUUACAUUCUGUUUGGGCCUUGAUGACACAUUUUUAACUUUUAAUGAUGAGUUGAACAGACUUCUUCUUGAAGCCUUAGCUUUGGUUGAUGCAGAGGAUGAAUCACUUGCUAAUGUCCAUCGUCUUUAUGAAUAUAGAACUUCAAAACAAUUAAUAGAACUACGUGUUGUGUCCAUUAAAUUGCUUUCAUUAGCCUUAACAAAGCCUGACUUUUCAUUGGGGUCCUUAGCAGAAGCAAGGAUUCGUAUAUUGGGAGUCUUCUUUAAGGCGCUUUGCAAUAAAUCUACGGAAAUUAUUAAUGCGGCACAUUUAGGAUUGAAAUCGAGUCUUCAAGAAAAUGCCAAAUUACCAAAGGAAUUAUUACAGAAUGGUCUUCGCCCUAUGCUUAUGAAUUUGUCAGACCACAAGAAAUUGACUGUAUCUGGUCUUGAGGCUCUCGCUCGUUUGUUGGAACUAUUAAUUUCAUAUUUUAGAGUUGAAAUUGGCCGUAAACUAUUAGAUCACUUAAUGGCAUGGGCCCAAAUUAACACAUUAAGACAACUAGCCGGCCAAGACUUAGAGAACAACCAUACAGUGCAGAUUGUCAUAGCAAUUUUAAAUAUUUUUCAUCUUUUACCUGCUAAAGCAUACACAUUCAUGGAAGAAAUCAUAAGCACUUUACAAUACUUAGAGGGCCAUUUAGAUCGUCAUCAAAUAUCGCCAUUUAGAAUCCCUGUUUCUAAGUUUUUAAACAGGUUUUCAGAAAACUGUUUAGAAUAUUAUAUGCAAAAUUAUAAGAAUAGAAAAUUAGGGAAUAUGUUAGCCUAUUUUGCUGGAUUAGAGGACUGUAAUAAAAUUAGGAAUACAGCGAAGGAGAAAUUCAGUGACAUUCUUAAAGAUCUUGAAGACGAGCCAUCGGAAGAAAUAAAGGUCAUAAAAUUUGCUAACACAGUUGAUCUUCUUAAAUCCCUUUCUGAUUUUGAGCUUGAAUGGUUUGACGAACAAAAGGAUCUUAUUCUUACUGUCUCAUCUAUGGUAGAAAAAAUUGUGGAUAUUAAGAACCAAUCUCCAUUAGUUUCUUCUACUCAUUUCCAAGGUGAUCAAGCUAUUUCUAAACUUCAAGGAAUAGUAGUACAUUACUUAAAGAGGAAUGCCAAAGAGGUUGACAUGACAUUUACCGUUAUUGAUCGUUUGUCUUGCUUAAAGGUUAGGGUACCUCCUCAAUUAGAGGAGUUUAUUUUUGAUACUAUUGUUUGCUCUAAAGAUGUUGAACACAGAGAAACAUACUUGAACAAAUGUAUCGAGUUUGUAAAUGAUACCGAACACAGCUUAAAGAGCAAAAUAUUCUUCUUGAAGAAAGUUUUCAACUCGAUUAUCAUAUAUGAAGCCGAGAAAGAGGGUAAAGUAGAUGCAUUCUUUGAAAACAACAAGAUACCUCAUUGGUUAGAAGACAUCUGUAAAAACAUUUGGAGAUCAACAAAUGAUAUAAUUACUGAUCACACAUCAGGCAGCAUGGAUAGUUAUAGGUUCGAGUUACUUGAAAUGACUUCCAUUCUUCUUAAGUGGGCGCCAAGUUUCAUCGGUGAAUUCCGUAAAGAUAUCAUUAAAUUCAGUUGGAAUUACAUCAAAUUGGAAGAUAAUAUUACCAAACAAAUCGCAUAUGUUACUACAUCCUAUUUUAUAGCGGCAUACGAAACACCAUCAAAAUUAGCUACUCAGGUAUUUGUUGCUCUUCUUCGCACGCAUCAGACCGACUCCAGACAUCUUGUGAGACAAGCAUUAGAUAUCCUUGCUCCAGUGAUGCCGGAUCGUAUGGAUGCAGCCGAAUCACCAAUUAGUUGGCUCAAAUGGCCUCGUCGUGUGAUUUCAGAAGACGGUUUUAAUGUUACGCAGGUACUCAAUGUCUAUCAAUUUAUCGUACAGCAUCCAGACUUAUUUUUCAUAGCCCGUGAACACUUUAUUUCCAAUAUUAUCACAGCAAUGGGCAAAUUAACUAUCUUAGCAAACCCUGCAAUAGAAAAUCAAGUUCUUGCUAUUGACUUGGCGGAGCUAAUCUUGAAAUGGGAAACAAAAUCAAAGGAACAAAAAAUGGAAACUCAAAUAGAUGGUUCUCAAACCACCAAACAGACGUCAGAAAAUGCAACAGAUUUCACUACAUCAGCGAACUAUAGUAUUCCAUUUGGUCAAAGAGAAGCGUGUGUUACGUUCUUGAUUAGAUAUGUUUGUAUCAGUCCUCAAAGAGCAUCUGAAAGUGAACUUGGCCAAAAAGCUUUAGGUAUAUUAUAUGACCUCUUAAGUCCUGAACACUGGCCAGAGGUUUCUGUAAAAUUGACAUUCUUUGAAAAGUUUUUAUUAUCUAAUGACUUAAAUUCUUCAAACUUGUUUGGAUAUUGUUUGAAUGCUUUGGAAGUUUUGAGUGUAGUGUUAGAAUGGAAGAAACCAGAAUGGAUAGUAUCAAAUCUUUCUUAUAUUCAUAAACUUCUUGAAAAGUGUAUUAAGUCUGACAAUCACGAUAUUCAAGAAGUUUUGCAAUGUGUUUUAAGAAUCAUUCUUCAAGCUAUUACUAAACAAAAGAAAACGGAAUCAGAAGAGGAUGAGGAGGACGAAAUUAGGGAAUUCAUUUCGUUAUUGACAACUACUGUUUCUGAAGAUUUAGGUGAUAUGCCAUCAGUUGCUGCUGGAGUCACAUUAUCCUGGACAUUGGCAAACUACAGACCUUCUACCUUAGAUUCGCUUUUGCCUCUGAUUAUGAGAACCUUUAGUAAACUUUGCAAGGAUCAUAUCACCAUCACUCAUCAAGGAUCUCAAACAUCUAGCAAAGACGGUUCUAAUUCAGAAUACGAAGCAAAAAUGACUACUAGAUUAUUGGAAAAGAUUCUUAACUUAUCAUCAAUGAGAAUUUCUAACCUUGGUGACCAAAGACGUAUUUUCUUGUCUUUAUUGGCACAGUUGAUUGAACGUUCUUUAGAUAAGGAUACUCUUGAGAAGAUCAUUAAGAUCGUCAAGAACUGGGUGUUUUCUAGAACUGAUCUCUUCCCCACUACGAAAGAAAAGGCAGCGAUUCUAGCCAAGAUGAUGGUUUUUGAAAUUAGAGGUGAACCAUCAUUAUCCAAGGAAUUUUAUCAAAUAAUCGUAGAUAUAUUUGAAGAUGAUACGUUUAGCUGUACAGAAUUGACUGUUCGUAUGGAGCAACCAUUUUUAGUUGGAACCCGUUCAGCGGAUGUUUCUAUUCGUCGUAAACUUAUGUCAAUUCUAAACAAUAGUUUGGAAAAAGAUAUCAGUAAAAGGUUAUACUAUGUUAUCCGUGAACAAAAUUGGGAGUAUUUAGCAGAUUAUCCAUGGUUAAACCAAGCAUUGCAAUUGCUUUAUGGUUCUUUUGAUUUUGAUAAGAAUAUUACCCUCAUUGAAGAUGAAAAUAAGCUACCUCCUUUAACAGCUUUUCCUUAUGCACAUAAUGACAAUAUGGAAGUAGAAUCUGAGAAAGAAUCAUUAGAGAAUUUAUUCAAGAAACAUAAUGAGUUCUUAGAUAAGAUUUCAUAUGUUAAGGCAGGUACUAUUCUUGAGCCGUUGAUUGAUAUGUUUUAUCAAAGUAGUGAUACAAUUCAUCGUACUUGGUCAAGUAUAUUUCCAAUUGCGCUUAAAUCUAUACCACCUUCAGAGCACUUGGAUUUUACCCGUUUUAUGGUUAUUUUAUUGUCAAAAGAUUACCAUACUCGUCAAAUCGAUAGCAGGCCUAAUGUCGUUCAGUCAUUAUUAGAGGGUGUUGCAAGAAGUGAAAAGCUCCAAUUGCCACCUUUUGCUGUUGAAUGUCUUGCUUCGAAUUUUGAUGCUUGGUCUCAAGGUAUUCAUAUACUUGAAAAUAUUGAACAGCAAUCUAUCAAUGGUAACGCAGACGUGCGUGAAGUUACUCAGGAUGCUCUUUCAAAAUUGUAUGCGACUUUGAAGGAAGAUGACAUGUUUUAUGGUUUAUGGAGAAGAAGAGCAAAAUAUUCUGAAACAAUCAGUGCGUUAUCUUUCGAGCAGAUCGGUCUUUGGGAUAAAGCCCAGCAACUAUAUGAAACUGCUCAGAUAAAAGCACGUAGUGGCGCAUUGCCAUAUGGUGAAUCUGAAUAUUCUCUUUGGGAGGAUCAUUGGAUCUUAUGUGCUGAGAAGUUGCAACAUUGGGAUAUACUUACUGAGCUUGCAAAGCAUGAAGGAUUCUCAGAUCUACUUCUUGAAUGUGGUUGGAGAGUUGCUGACUGGAAUACUGAUAGGGAAACGCUUGACCAGACAGUGAAGAGCGUGAUGGAUGUUCCAACUCCACGUCGUCAAGUAUUUGAAACGUUCCUCUGUUUGCAAGGUUUUGGACAGGAAAAGGAAACUUUGCAAGAUUUGUCUAGGUUGUGUGAUGAAGGUAUUCAAUUAGCCUUAAGGAAAUGGCAUGGCUUGCCACAAAGGUUUAAUAAUGCACAUAUUCCAUUAUUGCACACGUUUCAACAGUAUGUCGAGUUUAUGGAAGCAAGUCAGGUUUAUGCUAGUCUUGUUUCUACCAAUGCGCAAAACUUAGAUGUCAAGUCGCAAGAGCUUAAGCGAGUAUUGCAGGUAUGGCGUGAAAGAUUACCUAAUACCUGGGACGAUAUUAAUAUAUGGAAUGAUCUUGUUACUUGGCGUCAACAUGCUUUCCAAGUAAUUAAUAAAGUUUACAUGCCAUUUAUUCCAAUUUUGCAGCAAUCCAAUUCUGGAGGAAAUGCUAAUUCGUACGCUUAUCGUGGAUUCCACGAGAUUGCUUGGGUCAUCAACCGUUUUGCACAUGUUGCAAGGAAACAUGGUAUGUCUGAUGUUUGUAUUAAUCAACUUACUAAGAUUUAUCAACUACCAAAUAUUGAAAUUCAAGAAGCAUUUUUGAAGCUCAAGGAGCAAGUAAAGUGUCAUUAUCAAAAUCCUAAUGAGUUGAAUACUGGUUUAGAUGUGAUCAGCAACACCAACUUGGUGUACUUCGCUACUCAGCAAAAGGCAGAAUUUUUCACAUUAAAGGGUAUGUUCUUGAACAAAUUAAAUCAGAAAGAUGAAGCUAAUAAAGCAUUUGCCACGUCUGUUCAGAUUGACCUUAAUUUGCCUAAAGCAUGGGCGGAAUGGGGUAUGUUUAACGAUCGUCGUUUCAAAGAGAAUCCGAAUGAUAUGGUUUAUGCAAACAAUGCAAUAAGUUGUUAUUUGCAGGCCGCUGGUCUUUACAAGAACGGCAAAACUAGAAAGCUUCUUGCCCGUAUCCUUUGGCUUAUUAGUUUGGAUGACUCGUCAGGCACUCUUGCACAGGCUUUUGAUAAUUUCCGUGGAGAAGUUCCUGUGUGGUACUGGAUAACUUUUAUCCCUCAAUUGCUUACAUCGUUAUCUCAUAAAGAGGCUAGACUAGUAAGACAAAUUCUUAUAAGGAUUGCAAAGAGCUAUCCACAGGCUUUACAUUUCCAACUUCGUACAACUAAAGAGGAUUUUGCAGCUAAACAGCGCCAAUUUAUGGAGCUCUCUCGUCAAAAUGCGAAUAGCACUUCCAAUGAGACAAAUAAUUCAACUAAAGAAAAUCCAAAAGAAGAGAAACCAGCGACUGAUGAAAAUACUGAAUCAUCUGAUGCUCCAAACGAUGAGAACAAGACAUCAACAAGUGACGGCUCACCUACAGUACCAGGCGCACAACAAAAAGCUGCACCUUCUGUGCCUCCUACAAGCGGUUCAAAUGGUGGUACUCGCCAAUCAUGGGAGCAUGUAGAGGAGAUAAUGGGUAUUUUGAAAACAGCAUAUCCACUAUUAGCUCUCUCAUUAGAAUCAUUGGUGGACCAAAUCAAUCAAAGAUUCAAAUGUACUGCAGAUGAAGAUGCAUACAGACUAGGUGUUGCAUUACUUAAUGAUGGUGUCCAGUAUCUUAAUCGCCUCGGGAAUCCAAGAGAUGACGCUAAAUUGCCUCCUGUUACUGAAGCGAACAUUACUAGAUUCGCUGAAACUGUUCUUCCCAAACAAAUUAGAGCCGAAUUUGAAAAGGAUCUUGUCAUUGGUAAACCUAAUUUGGAAACGUACAUCAUUAAGUUGCGCAAGUGGCGCGAUCGUUUAGAGGAUAAGCUUGACAGAAGAUUCUCAGAAGUCAACCUUGAAAACCUUUGCCCUCAUUUGAGUGAGUUCCAUCAUCAGAAAUUUGAAGAUAUUGAAGUUCCUGGCCAAUACUUGUUGAACAAGGACAAUAAUACUCACUUUGUAAAGAUUGAGAGAUUCCUUCCUACCAUUGACUUAGCUCGUGGAACAAAUGCCUGCCAUAAAAGAUUAAAGAUACGUGGAUAUGAUGGUAGUUUGCAUACAUUUGCAGUACAAUUUCCUGCUGCUCGUCAUUGUCGUCGUGAAGAAUGUAUUUUCCAAUUAUUCCGUCUAUUUGGCGAUACUCUUUCAAGAAAAGUUGAGACACGUCGCAGGAAUAUACAGUUUACUUUACCUGUCGCUGUACCACUAUCUCCACAUAUUCGUAUAAUUACUGAUGAUGCUAGAGAUAUUACGAUGCAAAGGAUCUAUGAAGAUUUCUGUUCUCGUAAUGGGAAGAGUCGUGAUGAACCAUUUGUUUACACUAUUGAAAAAUUACGUGCAGCUUUCGAUCCUCGUUUACCAAAACCUGAUAUUAUGAGUAUCAGAGUGGAAAUAUUGAGCGCAAUUCAAUCAUUGUUGGUUCCAUCUACUGUCUUGAAGAAUUAUUUUGUUGACCUUUACCCACAGUUUGAGGAUUUCUGGUUAUUCCGUAAACAAUUUACAUCUCAGUAUGCUUCAUUUAUUUUCACUACUUAUAUGAUGUGUGUUAACACGAGACAGCCUCAAAAAAUACAUGUCAACAAGGGCUCUGGUAACGUUUGGACUUCUGACAUGUUACCCUGUAAAAUUGCCAGUAAGAAUGCAUCAUUAGAUGGUUCCCAAGGUGGCAGACCUGCACCACUAUUUUAUAAUGCGGAAAUGGUGCCAUUCCGUUUGACACCUAACAUUCAAAAGUUGAUUGGUGAGACAGGAUUGGAAGGUAUUUUAUCUGUUUAUUUAUUGGCAAUAGCUAGGGCUAUUACCGAACCUGAGUCUGAUUUAGAACAAUACUUAACAUUAUUCGUGAGGGAUGAAGUAAUUUCCUGGUGCACCCAACAAGACCCACCACGUCCAAUUCCCCAAGAUAGUCAAUUGCGAGAAAUUGUUCGUGUUAAUGUGGAUCUUGUUAUUAAACGUGUUCUAUCAAUGGGCCAUAUUUCCUCCGGUCCAACUAUUAGUACCCAAAAUGUUUUGGAGCUAAUUUCCCAAGCUGUCAAUCCUCGUAACUUAGCAGCUGCUGACACUUUAUGGAUGGCCUACUUCUGA